AUGAGUAUUCUAUCACCGAAAAAGAAAAAUGUUUAUCUUGAUAAGAUAAAUGAUAAUUUAAUAUUAUUUUUUCGAUUUAUGGAAAAAUUUAAUCAAAUUCUUAAUGAAUUAAGUCAAUUGAGUAAUGGAGCAACAGUUCAUAUCAAUGAUAUUGAACGAAUACUUGGAAAUGAUGAUGAUGAUGAUAAUAAUAAUGACAAUGAACAUGAAAAUUAUGAACAACGAUUAAUAUCUUAUCAUGAAAAAGAAUUAAUGGCUGAUGAAAAGUUAUGUCAAUUAAAUGAGAAUUUAAAUAUUUCAAUGCGUGACAUUCAACAAUCUUGGAAUACACUUGAAAAACAAGGUGCAGCAAUAUUAAAAUUAGUCAAUCAAUUACCUAAACUUAUUCGUCUAUUUCUUGAUACAACUAAAAAUGAUGUUGACUUUAAUGAUCCAUAUUUUCGAUCUGAAAUUACACAUCUUAAUGAUCAAUUUCCUAUUAUUGGACAAUUUUAUUAUGAAUUAUGUCUUGAAAUUCAAAUCCAUUUUCUUGAUUUAUCAAAUAUGAAAAAAAUAAAACAUUUAGCAACUAUUUUAGAUUUACUUUCAUCUCGAUCAAUAUCGAUUUCAGUACCUAUUCAAAUUAUUCGUCAAAUACAGACAAAACUUAAUUGA
Molecule: messenger RNA, 654 nt
Organism: Rotaria sordida
Lineage: Eukaryota; Metazoa; Rotifera; Eurotatoria; Philodinida; Philodinidae
Source: the annotation of a GenBank genome assembly